Molecule: messenger RNA, 1061 nt
Organism: Mya arenaria
Lineage: Eukaryota; Metazoa; Mollusca; Bivalvia; Myida; Myidae
Product: scavenger receptor class F member 2-like
Exons: 4
Coding region: 1-564 (187 amino acids)
Source: RefSeq, a predicted model, not a curated record
AUGAGGAAUGGAACAUGUCUGGAAUGUAUUGCUGGCUUUCAUGGACCUAGAUGCAAUUUAAAAUGUUCUCAAGGCUGCACUAAUAGAAUCUGCAUAAGAGAUGGUUCAUGCACGAAAUGCAUUUCAGACUUUUACGGAGAAAACUGCAACAUAUCGUGUAAACAAGGAGCUUUUUUGAGGAAUAACACAUACUCCUGCAUAGAUAACGUUGCAGGCUUUCAAAAUCAUGAAACUGAAACAGAUGGUAUCAGCCCUGGCCUUACUGUAGUAGCAACAUUUAUUGGGUUUGUGGCUGGACUAAUCAUUUCUUUGAUUGGAGUAUACAUCUGGAAACGUCAAUUAUUUAAGCAUGGAAAUGAAAAUAUAGACAUGGCCACCUCGACAGGAGACACCAUCAAUGGUGGUUUGACUUUUUCACCUGAACAAGACGUUGAGCGGUUAGUUCAGGACGAAAGAAGAAACAGCUCGGACCAAACGGUGUACGACAUGUGUGAAACUACUUUUGUCCAACAUGGUACGAGCGAAGAUGCGUAUAAUGAGCCCAAUGAGGAUAGCCACAAUUAACGAAUCAAGAAAGGCACAGCUUGUACGUCAGUGGAUAUCAAUAGCUGAUUGUUGCAUUUGUAACAAUAUAUGCACUAUUUGUAUUUUUUUUUAAAUACAUUGAGCCCUCAUCGUUCAAUACUCCCGUUAAGGAUCAAACGUUAACAAUAAGCGCUAAAAUUAUGUGUUAUCGUUAAAUUAUCUAAACGCUGACACACAUCAGUUCCGGUUAGUGUAAGUUUUCUUAGGAUUUUAGAACUAUUGGGAAUUGAAGUUUUUAAAUAUUUCCAUAAUGAUAUUUAUGCGAAAAACUACAGAAUGAGUCCAAUGUUCAUUAUCUCUAUGUAUUAAUAAAGAAAUUUACAGCCAGCAGAUUGAAUUACGUGUAGUUAAGAACCUAGAAAAAUUCAUAUCAAAUAUGGGCAUUCAUUUGCAUAUGUAUAUUUGUUUUAAUAACAAAUGUGUUUGUUUCAUAAGGGUAAUGAAUACUUAACACAAAUAUUAAUGUUUUUAUAUCA